AUGGAUUCAAUCCUGUUACGUGAACUUGGCAUUUCCCUUUCCGGUCCACCGCUCAUUUCAUGUGACAACAUUGGAGCCACAUUCUACUGUGCUAAUCCUGUUCUCCAUUCUCGCAUGAAACAUAUUGAUAUUGAUUUUCAGUUUGUCCGGGAUCGCGUUAAUAGUGGUCUUCUUCAAGUUUCACAUGUUUCUACUGUUGACCAACUUGCCGACGCCCUCACCAAACCACUUCCACGUCUGCGUUUUCAGCUUCUCCGGUCCAAGAUCGGUGUCUCCGAUGGGACCACCGUCUUGCGGGGGCGUAAAAGGGAACCUUCAUCAAAGGAAAUCAUCUCAUCAUCAACGCAAUCAUCUGCAAUCUCUCAUCAAAGAGGAGCUGGUCUAGGAGCAGUAUUUGGAGCGCUGCUUGAUGGCGUUAUAGCAGUGACGUCGAAGGCUACAAUGUUUGAAACCCACCUCAGAGAUCUAAAAUGCACCCUGGACUUGUUUCAACAAGUGGAUGAAGAUGUAAGGCAACAUCCCAACAUAUUGUUUCGCCCAAUGCAGGGCCUAGAAAAGUUUGAAAUACAAAUGAAGAAGGGUGUUCAGCUCGUUGAAAAGUGCUCCAAGGUUCGUCCAUGGAAUAAGCCUAGGUACACCAGAAAACUUAUUGCAUUGGAUGCAUCUCUUAGAAGACUGUUAAGUGUACUGACAGCGCACAUAGCAAGUGACCAGAGGGGUCGGGUUAUCAAUGUGGCGACAGUGGUGAACCAUAUCGAUGCGAAUAUUGCUGCACAAAACCAAAAUGUAAAUCAAAUUAGAGGUUGGUCUGCAAUACCUGAGCCUCCACCCUUUACAGUUGGAUUGGAUGUGCAUGUGGAGGAGUUGAAGUUGGAGCUUCUUAAGGACGAGGCAUCAAUGCUUGUGGUGACUGGUCUUGGAGGAUGCGGGAAAACCACACUGGCACAAAAGGUUUGCGAAGAUCAGAAAGUCAAAGAUUUAAAUGGCCACAUGGUGACUGCUUUCUUUUGUUCUACUUGGGCAGAGAAAUUCGGGAGCAAUAUCUUCUUCGUCAUUGUUUCAAAGAACACCAACUGCCUUGUUGUACAAGAACUGUGUCAAAAAACGGGAUCCCUGGUACCAGCUCUCCAAGAGGAAGCAAUUGCCUUUAACUGGCUGCAAGAAUUUCUGAAGAAAACAGGACAGGAUCCUCUACUUUUGGUCCUGGAUGAUGUAUGGCUAGGAUCAGAAUCCCUUCUUGAUAAGUUCGGUGAAUUCAAAAGGCCAAAUUACAACAUUUUGGUGACAUCAAGAUUUCAAUUUCCAAGAUUUGGCCCUGCAUAUCCAUUAGGAACAUUGGAACAAGGAGAUGCAAUGACUCUUUUUCGUCAUGCAGCAUCCCGACCAGAUAGGAGCUCUGAUAUACCGGAAGAUCUAGCAAAACAGAUAGUUCAGCUCUGUAAGGGAUUUCCACUUGCCAUUACAACAAUCGGAAGAUCAGUUUGCGAACAGCCAACAGAGAUCUGGAAGAAAAGAGUAGCGGAAUUGUCUAGAGGUUCUUCUAUUCUUGAUUCUGAGGAUUAUUUGUUUGCUUGCCUCAAAAGUAGCUUAGAUGCCUUGGAUGAACGGUUGGCUGUCAUCAAGGAAUGCUUCAUUGAUCUUGCUUCAUUUCCUGAAGACAGAUGUAUCCCUGCUGUUGCUCUCAUUGAUAUGUGGGCAGAGUUAUAUGGGCUAGAUGAGGACUUUAGGUCCAUUGCACACAUCCACGAGCUAACCAAUCGUAAUUUGGCCAAUCUAGUUACAAGGAAUGGGAAGAUGGAGAUGGAUGGCUAUUACAGUGAACACUUUGUUACCCAGCAUGACAUGCUUAGAAAUCUUGCUAUCCAUCGGACUGGUCAAGAUGAAAUUGGACAGGAGAAAAGGCUGAUUAUAGAAAUUUGUGGUGACAAUCUCCCUAAUGGGUGGACAGAACAGAAGAAUAAACCCAAGGAGACCCGCUUAUUGUCUAUCUCAACUGAUGGAUUGUCCUCGGCAAAAUGGCACGACAUGCAUCUACCAAAAGCUGAGGUUGUAGUUCUGAAUUUUCAGACAAAGAACUAUGUUCUGCCCAAGUUUGUGAAGAAAAUGUCCAAGUUGAAGGUUCUAAUAGUCACAAAUUGUGGUGUCUUACAAGCUGAUUUGAGUAAUUUCAAGCUUUUGGGUUCUUUGCCUAAUCUGAAGAGAAUAAGAUUGGAGCGCAUUUCAAUUCCUUCCAUAAGCAAGAACUCCGUGCAGUUGAAGAGUCUGCAGAAGAUAUCCUUAUUCAUGUGCAGCAUCGGUCAAGCUUUUAGCAACUCUUCCAUCCAAAUCUUAGAGGCAUUUCCAAAUCUAGUGGAAAUGAACAUAGACUAUUGCAAUGAUCUGGUGGAAUUGCCUGCCAAGCUCUGUGAUCUUAUCCGCCUAAAGAAGCUCAGUAUUACCAAUUGUCAUAAGCUAUCUGCCUUGCCUGAAGAGAUUGGAAAGCUGGUCAAUUUGGAGGUAUUAAGGCUAAGGUGCUCCACAGAGUUGGAAAGGCUUCCAGGCUCGAUUAAGAACCUAAAAAAGUUAAGCUUUCUUGACAUAUAUAAUUGUUUGAGCAUUAAGAACUUGCCUGAAGAGAUUGGUGAAAUGAGUGGUUUAAGAAAGAUCAACAUGGGACAAUGCUCAAGACUGCAAGGGUUGCCUCUAUCAGUUUUGAAUCUUGGGGAGUUACGGGAAGUGAUAUGUGAUGAAGAGACAGAAAGCUUGUGGGGGGAGCCUUUCAAAUCCAGUUUCAUAAACAUAAACAUAACAGUGGCAAAAGAACAACACAACCUUAAUUGGCUCUACAACAAGCCUUGA
Messenger RNA from Prunus armeniaca (apricot), 2838 nucleotides. The record is from the annotation of a GenBank genome assembly. NCBI's taxonomy places the organism in Eukaryota, Viridiplantae, Streptophyta, Magnoliopsida, Rosales, Rosaceae.